AUGAUGAGCAGCAAGAGACUCCAGAAGGAGCUUCUCAAAGUCCAAGGACAACUGGCUCCCGGCAUCACCCUCGUAUCAGCAGACAACCUCAAAACGUGGCUCAUGGACAUUCAAGUCAUGGACGCAAACCCAAUCUACCAAGGUGAAACCUACCGCCUAAAAUUCGAGUUUAGUUCAAAUUAUCCGAUAGGUAUCUAUACUCUUUGUCCCUCUUUCACUCUCAUCUGCUUGCUCACCACUUCCUUCUANGAACCACCAGAAGUCGUCUUUGUCCGUCAUCCAGAGCGCCCUAUCCCCAUCCACCCUCACAUCUACACAAACGGCAUUAUCUGUCUGGAUCUACUUGCCUCUCAAGGAUGGUCGCCAGUGCAGAAUGUGGAAAGUGUUUGUUUGAGCAUCCAGAGCAUGUUGACUGGCAACUCCAAGAAAGAGCGUCCGCCUGGUGAUGCAGAGUUUGUCAGAACCAAUCGUCUGCGUCCUCGUGAUGUUGCCUUCCAUUUCCAUGAUAAUGAGGUUUGA
Molecule: messenger RNA, 519 nt
Organism: Aureobasidium musti
Lineage: Eukaryota; Fungi; Ascomycota; Dothideomycetes; Dothideales; Saccotheciaceae
Source: the annotation of a GenBank genome assembly